AAAAGUUUGAGGAAUUUUCUGCAAUUGUUUCAAAGAUUUAAUCCAGUAAUAUACCGGAGUUUAUACGUGCGACAGCGGCGGUGCUCGUGAAAGAAGACAGAUAAAACUCAAAAACCUUUUUUUUCUUCGUUUAAUUGGAGGUGCCGACGAUGUCUCUGUGAAAUCAUCCAUCUUUCAAUCUUUUUCAAGAAACCCAAUACAAUCACAUUUGAUUAUCAUCGGGAGAUUGUUUUCUUUUGUCGUUUCUUCGUACCCUUUUGAAUCUUCUUUUGCUUUCUUUAUCGAUCCUCUAUCUGAUAUUAUUAAUUAUAGUUUCUUUUUCGUUGAUCAUCCCCUCCGAUUAUCAAUCUAUUUGCUUCUGGAUUUCGACAAUAGAGGGAGGAGGGAAGUGAAUUGGGUCAUCAAGAAACGUGUUCGUUUAUUGUUGUUUGACGAACUGAUUUCGGAUUAUCGGUUUGAUGGAUCUGAAACUGUUGUUUUGCUUAUGACCUUUGUGGGGUUUUAGCACAAUGAUAAUGGGAUUGCAGUCUUCUGGUAGAUUACUUGAAAUUGCUGGAAGAUUAUCGCAUUCGAUGGGGAAACAGCAGCAAUCUAAACGUUGAUGCUUUUUGUUUUAUGGUUUUCAAUUUGAUAACAAUUUUACGGUGAAUUGUGGGGGAGCAUCCAUGGAUGAAGUCAACACUAGUUCCACCGUGGCAGCAGAUGAUAGCUUAGCAACUGCAUCAGCAUCAGUUCCAUGGAGUCCUAGACCGUUUGUUUUUCGACCUUAUGAACCGGUUUUUGGGAGUGAUGCAAAUAGACAAAAUUUGCGCGUUCUUGUGAAAAGACCUUUGGUAUCAAGAUUAACCAAAGAUAUUGUUGAUACAUACCGAAUAUGCAAUCCACAGUUUAAUUAUUCAGAUGAAUUAAAUCCAAAGCGGUUCCUGACAAGCCCAUCUGCUGGAGUACUCAAUGAUGGCUAUGAUAAUGAAAAUUCAGACCUUAUUCUGACCGUGAACUGUGGCUUGGUUAAUUUAGACUCUCACCGAAGGUAUAUCGUAAAAGACAUACUUGGCCAGGGGACAUUUGGGCAGGUUGCUAAAUGCUGGGUCUCAGAACUGAACUGUUUUGUUGCUGUGAAGAUCAUUAAGAAUCAACCCGCUUACUAUCAGCAGGCGUUGGUUGAAGUUUCCAUACUGACAACAUUGAAUAAAAAGUUUGAUCCUGAGGAUAAGCAUCACAUUGUUCGUAUUUAUGAUUACUUUGUAUAUCAACGGCAUCUUUGCAUUGCUUUUGAACUGCUCGAUACGAAUUUGUAUGAGCUUAUAAAGCUAAAUCAUUUUAGGGGAUUAUCAUUAAGCAUCGUGCAGCUAUUCUCAAAGCAGAUUUUAUAUGGAUUGGCUCUGAUGAAGGAUGCUGCUAUUAUCCAUUGCGAUCUAAAACCUGAGAACAUCCUUUUAUGCACGAGUAUGAAGCCAGCAGAAAUCAAAAUUAUAGACUUCGGAUCAGCAUGCAUGGAAGAUCACACUGUUUACUCUUAUAUCCAGAGUCGAUACUACAGAUCACCUGAAGUUCUUCUAGGAUAUCAGUAUACAACUGCCAUUGACAUGUGGUCAUUUGGAUGCAUAGUUGCCGAACUAUUUCUUGGCCUGCCGCUUUUUCCAGGAGCAUCAGAAUUUGAUCUUUUAAGGAGGAUGAUAAAGAUACUCGGGGAACAACCACCUGAUUAUGUACUUAAAGAGGCCAAGAAUACGAACAAAUUCUUCAAAUGUGUAGGGAGUAUCAACCAUGAAGAGAGUAGUAGUCACGUUUCUUCUUAUGGAAAGAGUAUUUACCAAGCUUUAAAUGAAGAAGAAUAUGAAGCUAGAGAGUUGAAGAAACCGUCAAUUGGAAAGGAGUACUUUAAUCACAUGAAUCUUGAAGCAAUUGUCAAAAAGUAUCCUUACAGGAAAAAUCUGCAAGAUGAAGAUUUGGCCAGAGAGAGUCAAAUACGAUUAGCACUGAUUGAUUUCUUGAGGGGACUAGUAGAAUUUGAUCCAGCCAAGCGAUGGUCACCUUUGCAGGCUUCUAAGCAUCCCUUUGUUACUGGGGAACCUUUUACUUGUCCUUAUACGCCUGCUCCUGAGACUCCUCGUGUGCCUGUUUCUCACAAUGUGAAGGUCGAUCAUCAUCCUGCUGGGGGUCAUUGGUUUGCUGCAGGUCUCUCUCCUAAUGUUCUAGGUGGAAACCGAGUUGCGAUGUAUAACAACUCUCAUUUUCAAGUAAUGCCUUAUGCACAUGGAGGUAACUUUGGAAGUUUGGGAAGUCAUGGCAGCUAUAAUGAUGGCAUUGAACUCGGAAGUAGCUAUGGAAGUUAUGGAGAUAACAGUAAUGUGUUGACGUUCUAUUCACCGGUCGCUCCAUCUGGGAUGAACAACUACGCACAAGGAAGUGGUCCAGCACUCGGAAGUAGUCCCGAUGCUCGGCGAAGAAUUAUGCAAAUCCCACAUGGAAAUGGAUACGGAUUCAGCCCAGCCGGGAAUUUUGCACCCAUGUCGCUUGGCACUAGUCCCUCACAAUUCACUCCACCCUACAGCCAGGUUACAACAGUAUCUCCUGGACAUUAUGGCCCGAGUUCGCCUGCUAGAGGAAAUUGCCAUGGAUCGCCUCUUGGAAAAGGAACGGCUUCUGUGAAUCAGUUGAACAGAAGAAAAGGAUGGGGUUAUUCUGGGAGUUUACAAUCUCAAGAAAGCACAUCAUCGGCACAUUGGCAAGGGCAGUUUUCUGAUGUUAAUACGUCUUCUGGGCAGGCCGAUACGAGUUCUCCACCUGUGUUGGGCCGUUCAAUGCACCAUUUACAAUCAAAUUUAAACGCUGCAAAUUGGAAGCAACAGCAAAGGAAUAGUGGAAAUGCCACUGGUCACACUUCAUUUGGUUCAGGUAAACCGUUUCCUCAUGCUGCCAAGAGUGCCAUACAUGACAAGCCUGAGAGUAGCAGUUCGCUGCCUGAUCCGGGGGAUUGGGAUCCAAACUACAGCGAUGAACUGCUUCUGCAAGAUGAUUCUUCAGAAUUGAGCUCCAUGACAACGGAGUUCAGUAAGAGUAUGCAUCUUAAUCAAGCUUUUGCUACUACAGAAUCAUUUGUUGGAGUCGCGCGAUUUAAUCAAAUGUCGACCACAAAUAUGUCGAUUCAAAGGCCAAACGGGCCUAUUCAAGCAUUUUCACAUGCAGAAGCAGGAAGCUCGAUCUCAUCCCCUGAUGUGUAUGUUCAUCCCAUGAUGACUCCUUCCCAUUUAAUGCCGCAUUUCUCCCAAUUUUCACCGAGUCGGCUGGGCCAGCAACCCGUUCAGCGGUUCACUCAUGUGCGGUCAAUGGGUAUUCGUGGCGGUGAAUGGAAUCAUGUCAAGGUUCAGGCCCCACUUUCCAAUUUCAACUCAGGGGGUCCCCGUUCCCCUGGAAGCAACAGUGCACCAUGGGGGCGUAGGGGCAACCAUCCCAUUGCCGCAAAUAUUCUGCCAUCUUCCCAUGGAGGGAACGAAUAUGGAAGAAUCGCCUGAUGUUGGAAUUCGAAAACUAUAUAUAGAAUGAAUCUCUCUCUACUGUAAGGGACGUUGGCAUGAUAAUUGUUAGUCGAAGUUGCUCCUUCUACUGUUGAUUGUGCAUUCAUAGUGAUUCUUUAAGUAUGACUUAUGAAAACUUCGUUCCUCCAUUGUUAUUUGUUCGUUUGUUUGUCGUCCCCCCCGGGAGUGCGAUGGGGAUGUCGAAAACGAGUAGCGUAAAAAGGGUUUGUUGAUUUCUUUCUUUCUUUAUUUUGUUGAUUUAGUGGUGCAAAUUGGUCACAAAAUGCAAGUAUUUUGGUCAAUGGCCUCUUUGCUUGGAUGAGCAAUUUGCUUUCUAUCUUGGAUCCCACAUUUUUUAUAUAUUGAAAAGCCAAAAUAUGGAUAUUGGGAUGGGAUCCAAGAAGAUUUAUUAGUCAAAUGGCAUGACUUGAUAAGUGUGCUCAUGAAAGGGGUUUUGAAUGUGUAUGUAUACUAUAUAUAUUGUUUUUUGAACAAUGAAUGUGAUGGAAACUUUGAUUGUCUUGAUGCUCA
Messenger RNA from Cynara cardunculus var. scolymus (artichoke), 4049 nucleotides. Its product is annotated as dual specificity protein kinase YAK1 homolog. Lineage: Eukaryota; Viridiplantae; Streptophyta; Magnoliopsida; Asterales; Asteraceae. The coding region runs from base 666 to 3515 and encodes 949 amino acids. The transcript has 18 exons. Gene Ontology annotation, molecular function: ATP binding; protein tyrosine kinase activity; protein serine/threonine kinase activity. The record is from RefSeq and is a predicted model, not a curated record. Gene Ontology annotation, cellular component: cytoplasm. Gene Ontology annotation, biological process: peptidyl-serine phosphorylation; peptidyl-threonine phosphorylation.